AUGCUUUUGCUCAAGAUAAUGAAGAUUUUUGUUUGAGUACCUUCUAACUACUGCUUAUUCUCAUGCCUCCAUUUGGUAUUAGAGUCUCAAUAAAUAGUCUCAAUGGACCAUGCCAUAGACUUCCCCUGGGAUGCCUCAUACUUAAUAUAAUACUCCGAGGAUCCCCAGAUUGGUCAGAAGCUCUCCAAUCAAUAUGUUUUAGACAAAACUGGCUACUUUAUUGAGGGAAGAUACUUGAGAACGUGCACCAUCCUGAAGAUACGCCCAAUCCCAGCUGGCAGCUCCUCGAACUUCUCUGGAGCCUUGGGAGACUUUCAUGUUCCAGUCGCCUUGAGGUCAGCGGUACCAGUUAUUAACUAAUAACUUCUUGGGGACCUGUGUCUGGGUUGAGGUGAUGUCCAGGACUGAGAUUGCACUUUUCAUUAUUCUGAGAUGCAGCCUGGAAAGCUACUAUAGCCUCUGUCCCCGCCACAAUGGAAGGCGCAGAAGGGAAGCGAUGGGGGCGGGGUGAGCAUCCUUUGGGAUGCAGGCGCCUCCCCUCCGAGGGAGCACGGCAGGAACCCCGUCAGGUGGUGGAAGGAGAUUGCUAUACCCAUUUGGGUUACUUUCUGAGGACUCAGACCUUCUCUAUGCUGGAAACCCAAAAGAAAAUGGCAUGACCACUGUGCUGCUGACCCCCACACCCCAGGAGUCAUUGGUGAUCAGGGAUAUGGCUGAGGCUCUCACCCAGUGGGGGCAGCUGAACCCUCCUCAGGGAGAUGUGCCUAAGAAGCAUAGGAAUCUGGUCUUGCUGGGGCUUCCAAUUUCCAAGCCUGAUGUAAUCUCUAAGUUGGAGUGUGGGGAGGAACUACAGAGAGAAGUCUCAAAAGCAACUCAUUCAGACUGGGAGACAAGACCAGAAAGCCAAGAGCUAACUCCAGAGCAGGAUAUUUCUGAAGAAGAAUCAGCCCCUGCGGUGUUAAUAGAAAGAUUUCCAAAGGAAAGUUCCAGUGAAUGUGAGGAUUCUUUAGAGAGUCAGCAGGAAAACCAUGAAAAGCAUUUAAUACAGGAGGUUAUCACUCAGAAGAAAUCUUCUAGGGAGAGAAGUUACCAGUGUGAUGAAUUUGGGAGAAGUUUUAGUCAGAGGUCAUUACUUACUCAGCAGCAAGGAGAGAGACUACAUAACUGCGAUUUGUUUAAAAAGAACUUAAAACAAAAUUCAGAUCUAAUGAAGCACGAGAAAAUUUGUGCAGAGAAGAAACCUUGGAAAUGUAAUGAGUGUGAGAAAGCCUUUAGUUACUACUCUGCUUUUGUCUUGCAUCAGAGAAUUCACACAGGAGAAAAGCCCUACGAAUGUAACGAAUGUGGUAAAGCUUUUAGCCAGAGCAUACAUCUUACUCUACACCAGAGAAUUCAUACCGGAGAGAAACCCUACGAAUGUCAUGAAUGUGGAAAAGCCUUCAGUCACCGCUCUGCCCUUAUUCGGCAUCAUAUCAUCCAUACUGGAGAGAAGCCCUAUGAAUGCAAUGAAUGUGGGAAGGCCUUUAAUCAGAGCUCAUACCUCACUCAACAUCAGCGAAUUCAUACUGGAGAGAAACCUUAUGAGUGUAAUGAAUGUGGGAAGGCCUUUAGCCAAAGCACAUUCCUUACCCAGCAUCAGGUCAUUCACACUGGAGAGAAACCCUAUAAGUGUAAUGAAUGUGGGAAAGCCUUUAGUGAUCGAUCAGGCCUUAUUCAGCACCAGAGAACUCAUACUGGGGAGAGGCCUUAUGAGUGUAAUGAGUGUGGGAAAGCCUUUGGCUACUGUUCAGCCCUGACUCAACACCAGAGAACUCACACUGGGGAGAAACCCUAUAAAUGCAAUGAUUGUGCCAAAGCCUUCAGUGACCGCUCAGCCCUUAUUCGUCAUCAGAGAACACACACUGGAGAGAAACCAUACAAGUGUAAGGACUGUGGAAAAGCUUUCAGCCAGAGCUCAUCUCUUACAAAGCAUCAGAAAACUCACACUGGAGAAAAGCCCUAUAAGUGUAAGGAAUGUGGAAAAGCUUUCAGCCAGAGUUCAUCCCUUUCUCAACAUCAGAAAACUCAUGCUGGAGGGAAAACCAAAGAAUACGGAAAAGCCUUUAGUGAGCAUUCAGCAUUUGGCCAGCAAAAGAGAAUUCAUACUGGAUAAAGGCUAUGUAAAUAUGGUACAUUCAGAACAUAUUUAUUUAAUAAUCACUAAGCGUGUGAGGGCUACAAAAGAAUUUCAGAAUGUGUUACAAAAAAAGAUAUUAGUUGAGAAGUCAUUGCUGAUACAGGACAUAGCUUACUUAGAAUGUGAAGGAGGGGUUUUACAUUUUUUCAGUGCAGCAGAGGACUUUGAAUUACCCUGGGGAAAGAGGAAGAUUAUUUCCAGCACCCUAAAGCAUAUGAAAGCUUCCAAAUCCUUGUGAGAGAAAUAGGGUGUGUGAUGAUGGAAAGAAGACAUCUUGUCUGGGUUGGGUAGUCUCUUAAUGCUAAGGAAAUGAAGCUUGAAAGAAAUGAGGGGUUCUUGAGGGAAAUUGCAGAGGCAGAAAUAAAAGAUUGAGAAUUCAUGAUGAGUUUGUCCAGGGUUGGGAGUAGAGGUGGAAGGGAAGGUGUCCUUAGUCUUAAGUCCAAGAUGCUUAGGAGAUAGGUGGAAAGGACCAAGAAAAAGAACUGGGAGAGUGAACUCAAGAGAUGUUGAUUGAGAUAACUGCUCAAAUGAGUGCUCCCAACUAGGGAAAAUAGUAGACUUUUUAGUUGGUCAGGUACAAAGUCUCCACCCUGAAGCCAAGGAAUGUUGACCUGGCAGUCCGCUUCUGCACUUUUUGUCUUGGAGACCUUGCUUACUGAUUCCCAGCCUGCUAAGAAUCCUGUUUAACUCCAGGGGUCAAGACUGACAGCCUACAAAGAGAACGCAUAGAAGAGACCUUUGAUGUUCUCAGUCUCAUUUUAAGCUAGGUUACCUGAAAAUGUGCUUAUUUAUAAAGAUUUUACCUCAAUCGUAUAUAGUUUGUACUUAGAUUUAUUCAUAACCACAGUAAAAUUAAGUUGUAGACCUGAGUUGACACCAUACAUUGGAUUGUGAAAGAUGUGAAAAGACUUUGAAAUACUUACCUUUCACCAUCUUUCUCUUGGGUAGAGGCACACGACAGCCUUGUAUAUAUAUAUUUUUUUUUUCAUUGAGACUUUGAAGGUUGUUGCACACAUUUUGCAGAUCAUGUUUUUAGUUUUCACAAGUUUGACGAUGUGUCUGGAUAUGGAUUUCUUUGAGUUUAUCCUGUUUUCUCAGCUUCUUCAAUCUGUAGGUUUAUGUGUUUUGCCAUAUUUGGGCAAUUUUUAGCCAUUAUUUCUUUGAACAUAUUCUCCAGCCCUCACUCCUUUCCUUCCAGGACUUUGAUGACACACAUGUUAGAUCUUUGAAUGUAGUUCCUGAGGCUCGCUGCUUCUAUUUUUUUCUAGUAUAUAUUAUUUUUUAUCUCAAUCUGCUCAGGCUAUCAUAACAAAAUAAUGUAGAAUGGGUGGCUCAAACAAAAAAUAAUUUCUCCCAAUUUUAGGGGCUUGGAAGUUUAAGAUCAAGAUGUCAGCUUUGGCCUCUGAUGAGGGUGCCCUUCCUGGGUUGCAAAAGGCCACCGUCUUGCUAUGUCCUCAUGGCCUUUUUUUUUUUUUUUUUUUUUUUUUUUUUGGUGUUUGCAUGUGGAAAGAGAGCUCUCUCUUCUCUUUCCUAUAAAGCUGCCAGUCCUAUCUGGUAGGACCCCACCCUCAUGAUCUCAUUUAACCUUUAUUACCUUUGUGAAGCCCUGUGUCCAAAUACAAUCACAUUGAGAGUUAGCACUUCAACAUAUGGAUUUGGGGGGCACACAGUUCAGCCCAUAGCGUUCUGCCCCUGACUCUCCCAAAUUCAUGUUCAUGCAAAACCCAUUUGGUCCAUCCCGACAACCCCUCAAAUCUGAACUCAUCCCAGCAUUGAAUCUGAAGUCUUACCUAAAUAUCACAUAAAUCACAUAUGAAUGAGGCUUGAGGUAGAAUUUAUCCUGAGGCAAAAUUCUUGUUCAGCUGUGAACCUGUGAAACCAGAUAAGUUAUAUGCUUCCAUAAUAUGACUGUGGGACAGGCAUUUGAUAGAUACUCUCAUUCCAAAAGGGAGAAAGAGGAAAGAAGGAGUGAGGGGUCUCAAGCAAGUCCAAAACCCAGCAAGACAAAUUCCAUUAAAUCUUAAGUCUUGAGAAUGAUUCUGUUUGGCUUGAUGCCCCACAUUACAGACCCACUGGUACAGCAAUCUCACCACCAAGGCUCUGUUGGGCAGCCCUGCCUCCAGAACUUUGGAUGGAGGUCAACCAGCCUAUUGAAACUGAGGUGAUGUCCCCACCUUUUGAAACAGGAGGCAGCCUGAUGAUCCUGACAUUGACAUUGACUUUGUUGAAGCAUAGAGCACAUUUGUAUCUGAGUAGCUUUAUUGUACAGUCCUGUAGGAUAUAAGAAGUCUGACAGUCUUCCUCCAUUUGUUUAGUUUUUCUGUCCCUUGAGUCCCCACUGGCAUGUUUCUGCUGGUGUAAUCCCCUUUUUAUUCCUGGCUUCUGUGGAGAUGGCUGAACUUAAUCAUACCCAUGAGUCACAUCCAUGAUCUCUUUUUCAGGUGGUGGUUAAGCCACACCUUUAGUGUUCUUUAUAGAACAAGCUUUCUCAUACUUUGCAAUAUAGGUGGACAGAAUUUUCCAAAUCUCCCAAGUUCUGGGGUAUGUUUGUUUGUUUUUCUUAACAAUUCCUUCUUCAAUUUCUCUGUCACCUCUCUCAUUUUGUUAUAAGCAGUAAGGAGGGCCCAAGCUGCACCUUCAUCACUUUGCUUGGAAAUCUCCCAUGUUAAAUGUCCACAGUUUCUUUGCUCACAAGUUCUACCUUCCACAAAACACUAGAACACCAUUCAGCCGAGUUCUUUGCCACUUUACAACAGGGUUGCCUUACUUCCAGUUUCCAAACACGUUCCUCAUUUCUGUCUGAGAACUCAUCAGAAUGGUCUUUGACAUCCAUAUUUAUAGCGUGCACCUCAAAAGUCUGCCAGCCUCUACCCAAAAGGUGCUUCCACAUUUUUAGGUAUUGGUUAGAGCAACGCCCUUCUUCUAGGUACCAAAAUCUGUUCAUCUGCUUGAAGGCACCAUAACAAAAUACUAUAGACUGGAGGACUGAAACAACAGAAGUUAAUUGCUCACCAUUCUAGAGGCUGGGAAGGCCAAGAUCAAGGUGCCAGCUGUCUUGGUUUCUGGUAAGAGGAUUCUCUUCCUGCUUGUAGAUGGCCACGUUCUUGCUGUGUCCUCACAAUCCGUCCUCAGUGCAUGUGUGUGGAGAGAAUUCUCUCUUCCUCUUCUUACAAGGCUACCAAUCCUAUCAGCUUAAGACCCAAUACUUAUGACCUCAUUUAACCUUAGUUACCUUCUAAAAUCCCUCUCACUAAAUACAGUCACAAUGGCUAGGGCUUCCUUUUCUUUUUAAUAUUUUAUUUAUUUAUUCAUGAGAGAUAGAGAGGCAGAGACACAGGCAGAGGGAGAAGCAGGCUCCAUGCAGGGAACCCAACGUGGGACUCGAUCCCGGGUCUCCAGGAUCAGGCCCUAGACUGAAGGUGGCGCUAAACAGCUGAACUACCGGGGCUGCCCCAAGAUGGUAAGGGCUUCCAACAUGAAUUGGCAGUGGUUAGGGGAUGGUUGACACACAAUUCCAUCCAUAGUAAUUUUCUCUCUGUCACUCAAAGUUGGGUAUUUUAUAUUGUUCUGUCUUCAACUUCACUGACUCUUUCCUUUGCCCCUUCCAUUCUGAUGUUGACUCCCAUCAUUGGGUUUUAUUUCAGUUAUAUUUUCAGUUGCAUUUGGUUCUCUGUAUUCUAUAUACUGGAACUAUUUUUAAAAUUUGUGUCAAGCAUGUUUGUCAUUGCUCAUUGAGGCAUUUUUAUGAUGGCUAUUUUAAAAUCUUUAUCAGUUAAUUCUAACAUCUGUGUCAUUUCAGUGUUGACCUCCAUAGGUUUUCUCAUUCAGGUUGAGAUUUUCCUGGUUCGGUGUGUGAUGGUGAUUUUCAGUUGAAAUCUGAGCAUUUUGAGUAUUAAUGUUAUGAGAUUCUGUGUCCAAUUAAAGCUUCUGUGUGGCAGGCCUCCUCUAAUACUGUUCUGUGGAGAAAGGAUUGAGGGGAUACUGCUUAUUGCUGUAAGUUGGUGUUGGAAGUGCAAGUUCAUCAUUGGCCUCAACCAACACCUGGAUAAAGGUCCUCACUACUGCCAGGAAGGGGUAGGAGUUACAAUUCCUCACCAGGUCUCUACUGACAUCACACCAUCAAGGAAGGAGAGAGAUGUCCCUGGGUAGGAUUGGAAGCCUACUCUCCAUAUGGUCUCCAAUGAUACUGCCAACGUGGGAUGGGGAAAGAGUUGGUUUGGAAAAUUCUGUCCCUGACUUGACCCUCUCUGAUGCCACUGUGGUGUGGGGGUGGAGCACUGAGGAGCCUCAUUAUGGACUGGUGAGCGUAGAAUGUAGGCUCCCCACUUGGUCUUUGACUGGAGUAGGUUGGGUAUUGUCUAAAAAUUUUCUGUCUUGCUAGGCCACUUCUUUCCUCAUUCUUUGUCCAAAAAGAAUAGACUUUCUUGGGCCUUUUUUGUUUUGUUUGGUCUGAGCCCAUUGGCAUUUCUCAGUUGCUAGCUUCUUCAGAAUCCAGUCUGGGAUAGAUGAGGCAAAAGGAAACACAAGGAACUCUGUGCUGUGUUGUUCUUCAGGUCCUGAGGUCCCCAGCCAGUCUGUAUUCUCUCCACCUUUCAGAAUCUUAUGUUGUUUUAUACAGAAUGUGCAUGAUUUUUAGCUGUACUUUGAGAAAUAGGGAAAAGCACUGCUACAUAUUUCCCAUGACAUCCUUUCAUUUGACACCAAAAUAGCAGGUCAAGUUGUCAAAGUUUUGUGGCGUACAUAGGUCAUUUGCAACCAGUUAGGAUUAAGUACCAAGGGUAGCCCUGGGGGCGCAGCAGUUUAGCGCCGCCUGCAGCCCAGGGCGUGAUCCUGGAGACCCUGGAUGGAGUCCCACGUCAGGCUCUCUGCAUGGAGCCUGCUUCUCCCUCUGCCUGUGUCUCUGCCUCUCUCUGUCUGUCUCUAUGAGUAAAUAAAUAAAAUCUUAAAAAAAAAAAAAAAGUACCAAGAGGAAUGCUCACAUGUUCCUCAAAUUUAAGUUGCCAAGUUGGUAGGUAGAAACUACCAGGCUGCAAGGUUCAUCUAGCUUUCAAGGAACUAUAGUGUUUAAAUUGAGGAAAUGCCAGUAUUUAAUUGCAGAUUACAAAUUUCAGCAGGAAAGAUAGAUGUGAUUAAGAAUAUAAACAUAUAAAAAAAAAGAAUAUAAACAUAUAAACUAUAGUGUUAAUUUUUUUAAUUUUUAAAUUUAAAUUUAAAAUUUUAAUUUUAAUUUUUAAAUUUAAAUUUUAAAUUUACAUCUGUCUUUGUUCCAAGAGCAUGUGAAAACCACUAGAGAAUUGAAUUCAGGGUUUUGGUGUGUGCUUUUUUUUCUAUUACGUAUUAUCUAUAUGUAGAUAUCUGUUUAUUUUAAUUUCAUGUAUGACAUAGGAUAUCAUAGAGAACCAAUAAAAUAAAGAAUGAAAAUAAUUGGGAUUUGGGACAAAUCACUUCAUCCUUUUAAAUCCAUUUCCUCAUUUAUAUAUAUAUUUUUAAGUGUAAUACCUCCUUCAGAGUGGCUAGAUUAUGUAGAUAAUGGUUGCAAAGUGGUUUGCAAACUAUCAAGUGCUAUAUAACUAUUAAGUAUUGUUGAUAUAGUCCUUUAUGAGCUGUUCAUCAUGUAUGCUUUAUGAUGGUGUAGUCCAAUAAAAAUGGUGAAUAUAA
Messenger RNA from Canis lupus familiaris (dog), 7834 nucleotides. Its product is annotated as zinc finger protein 501-like. Gene Ontology annotation, biological process: negative regulation of transcription by RNA polymerase II. The transcript is spliced from 7 exons. The record is from RefSeq and is a predicted model, not a curated record. NCBI's taxonomy places the organism in Eukaryota, Metazoa, Chordata, Mammalia, Carnivora, Canidae. Gene Ontology annotation, molecular function: DNA-binding transcription repressor activity, RNA polymerase II-specific. Bases 524 to 2152 code for a protein of 542 amino acids.